AAAAAAGAAAAAGACGAAAAAGACGAAAAAGACGGCGGAGUAAAAGUGAAGAAGAAGAAGAAGAGAAGAAGAAGAGAAGAGAGAAGUCGAAGAGCUGGAUGGGAGUCAAGUCCAAGAGGCAAAGAAGAGGAGGAAAAAGCAACGAUAAAAGAAAAAGAAGAAAAAAAAAAAAAGGAACAAGAGAAAACACCCGAGAGAGACGCCAUCAUCCCUGAGAGCAUCCUGAGAGCAUCCAUCCCUGAGAGCAUCCCUAGCCAUCCCGUCCAGAGUCGAGUCCAUCCGCCCGUCUGGCACCGUCUUCGCCUCGCCUCCUCCGUCCGCCGCCCUCGCCUUCGUUUCCCGGGCGCCUGUCUGUCUCUGCUGUCGCCGUCUGCUGGCUCUGCUGGCUCUUCCUAUUACGUAGUUGACUGCGCUAGUCCCUAUUCUGCCUUUACCUCUGCUCGACCUCGACCUCGACCUCUCCGCAACCUCCUCUACUCUGCAUCUUCUACUCUUCCACUCCUCCUCUACUCCUCCGCCGCUCUUCUCCCGCUCUACGGCUGCUGCUUCUUCUACUCUGCCCCUCCAACGCCCGCCUGUCCCGCCUGUCCCUCCUGUUCUCUCUGUCUCUACUAUGGCGACUCGCACGAUGGAAGCCCGAACUGGCCGGACAAACCAGCAACGACGCUGACAGCUUCUUCUUCUUCUUCUCCAGGCUACUCUCCCGCCGGCGAACGCCUCGUCGCAGGCGUCGUCCCCCUCUCCCCAGACAAGUCCAAGGUCCUGCUCAUCCAAUCCGCCCGCCCCGGCGCCUGGGUGCUCCCCAAGGGCGGCUGGGAACUCGACGAGCCCUCCGCCCAGGUCGCCGCCGUCCGCGAGGCCUGGGAGGAGGCCGGCGUCGUCUGCACCGUCACCUCCGACCUGGGCAAGAUCCCCGACAUGCGCAGUGCCACCCAGAUAUCAGCCAAGGCGCCCCGGGUGCUCUACCAGUUCUUCGAGGUGCGCGUCGACCGCGAGGAGAGCCAGUGGCCCGAGAUGCACAAGCGGAAGAGGCAAUGGGUGACCUACUCGCAGGCUGCCGCGGCCCUGGUCGCCCGGCCAGAGCUGCUCGAUGCCCUCAACCGGAGCUCCAUCAAGCGGUGA
This is a messenger RNA of Trichophyton verrucosum HKI 0517, 1122 nucleotides long. RefSeq names its product Nudix/MutT family protein. The annotation marks the transcript as partial. Gene Ontology annotation, cellular component: nucleus; cytoplasm. The record is from RefSeq and is a predicted model, not a curated record. Lineage: Eukaryota; Fungi; Ascomycota; Eurotiomycetes; Onygenales; Arthrodermataceae. Gene Ontology annotation, biological process: diadenosine pentaphosphate catabolic process; adenosine 5'-(hexahydrogen pentaphosphate) catabolic process; diadenosine hexaphosphate catabolic process. The transcript has 4 exons. Gene Ontology annotation, molecular function: endopolyphosphatase activity; bis(5'-adenosyl)-hexaphosphatase activity; diphosphoinositol-polyphosphate diphosphatase activity.